Messenger RNA from Ilex paraguariensis (yerba mate), 459 nucleotides. NCBI's taxonomy places the organism in Eukaryota, Viridiplantae, Streptophyta, Magnoliopsida, Aquifoliales, Aquifoliaceae. The record is from the annotation of a GenBank genome assembly.
AUGGCUUCUUCAUCUCUUUCCCAUCUUCGCUCUCUUCUGCUGCUUCUUCUUCUUCUUCAUGUCCUUCCAGCAGUGUUAGCAAUCAGUACAUCUGAUUGUAACAUUACACUGGGCUCAUCUCUAUCAGCAGGAGACAACAAUCCUCUUGGGCAAUCUCCAUCAGGUGAAUUUGCCUUUGGAUUUCUUCGUCUUGGAGGACCACAAGCUGAUGAAGAUCUCUUCCUUCUAGCCAUCUGGUUGGCUAAAAUACCUGAGCUGACUGUAGUUUGGUCGAGGAAUGAAAAUCCAGUGCCCCGAAAAUCAAAAAUCACGCUAACCAAUGGUGGGGAGCUUAUACUGUAUGAUAGCAAAAACACAGAGCUUUGGAAGGCUUCUUCAAGUUCAACCAAUAAUAACAAACCCACUUGUGCUGCUAUGCUUGACUCAGGAAUUCAAACAUGCAAAAACAAAAGAGAGUGA